GUUGUACCUCCCCUCCCACCACAUCUUCCUUCCGCACAUACGACCCAGCUGUUCACGAUGUCUUCUACUGUUCUUGGAAAGAGACUUCGCAGCUCUGCAACUACAGAAGUGCAAGAGCCUCUAUCGCCCAUCAAGACUCGAGCAAAGCGCCGAGCACAAUUCGUUAUCCUCGAUGAUACAGAACAGGAAAAUCCCUUCAUCACCCCAAAGAAGAGGGUUCAACAAAAUGGCGAUGCUAUGGAUGUUGAUGAGGCGGUGGAGAACGCAUCCGGAAAGCCCACUCGAAAGACGAGGAGUACUCCUGCUAAACACGGCGCACCCCAAACGAGACUUCCUCUGUCAACGACAGUCGUCAACUCGCCAACCAAACCCCGUGUGGCAAGCCCAGAGAAACCGAAUGCAGUUCCCCAAACUCCCAGUCGGCGCGCCGCUCAAUCAUCGAAGAUCGCAGUAACCCCAAGACACCGUCUCAUAGUCGCUGGCCGACCCCUUACACCACGAACUCCACAUUCGCCAUCAACACCUCGCAGUCUAGUACCGACCAUCUACAAUGAAGCUCGUCAGCUAUUCACCCGGGGUACUGCUCCAAGUGCCCUGUUUGGCCGUGAUACCGAACGUAAAGAGCUUGCAGACUUCAUCUCCUCGCGCACCAGUGAGAAGACAUCUGGCUGCAUGUAUGUUUCUGGGCCCCCUGGAACCGGAAAGAGUGCUUUCGUCAAUGAGAUCUGUCAAUCAAUCAAGCACGACGGGGAUGUCAAGACUGGUUAUAUCAAUUGCAUGAGUGUGAAGAAUGCUCUCGAUCUGUACCGGACUCUUUUGGAAGAAUUCGUUGAUAUCACCGAAAUCGCAGAAGGCGAGGAGAUGGACACAUUGAAGGAUCUCUUCAUGCAACGAAAGACUUCCUAUGUUGUUACCCUCGACGAAGUCGAUCAUCUGUUGGAGCUUGACCUAGACCUUCUCUACAACAUUUUCGAAUGGUCGCUGCAAAAGUCGUCGGGGCUUAUCUUGGUUGGAAUCGCCAAUGCCCUAGAUUUCACGGAUCGGUUUUUGCCACGCCUUAAGGCCCGGGGGUUGAAGCCGCACUUGCUCCCUUUCCUGCCAUACACUGCUCAUCAGAUUGCAUCUGUCAUCACCGAGAAGCUCAAGAGUCUGCUCCCCGCGGAUAUCAGCCAGGUUCCUUUCAUCCAUCCCACCGCAAUCAUGUUCCUCUCUAAGAAGGUCGCUGCUCAGUCUGGAGAUCUUCGCAAGGCUUUCGACAUCUGCCGGCGAGCCAUCGACCUGAUCGAGGCCGAUACUCGUGAUCAACAUGCCAAAAAAGCCACUGAGAUAACUCCUUCUCCAACACCUUCACCCUCCAAGACGCCUCUGGUCGAGAACAUCAACUUGUCGUCCCCUUCAAAGCGGUCUCCCUCAAAAGAUAAAAUCCACACUGCCAUUGCCGAAUCACUCGCCAAAUUGACUGUCGAGACGGCCCCGCGUGCAACCAUUGCCCAUAUGGCCCGAAUCACCGCAGCAGUCUUCAGCAACGGCACAGUCCAGCGUCUGCAGAAUCUCAACUUGCAGCAAAAGGCCGUUUUGUGCUCUCUUGCAGCUCUGGAGAAGAAGACAAGAACUGUGGCCGCCGAUAAUGUGUUUUCGACUCCAUCGAAAUCCCAAGGCACUGCACCAACCAUCAAGGCCCUCUUCGAAGCGUACACAGCUUUGUGCAAGCGCGAGAACAUUCUCCACCCACUCACCAGCACCGAGUUCCGAGACAUUGUCGGAAGCUUGGAAACGCUUUCCCUCAUUUCUGCAGUAGAAGGGAAAGCCGGAUCGCUCGUUGCAGUUGGCACGCCGAGCCGCAAGGGCAGAGGCGCUGGAGGAUUUGGCGGUGCUGUCGUCGAAGACCGACGUGUUGCCAGCGUUGUCGAGACCAAGGAGCUCGCGACAGCACUUGUCGGCGCCGGCAGUGGCAUCCUCAGAGGCAUUCUAGAAGGCGAGAACCUUAUUUAGAACGGGUCCAAGCCGUUGUUUUCGUGUUUUCAUUCCUGUUCCCAUACCAAUACCCAUACAUAGGCGACCGUACUACAACGAUUGUACCCUUUUUUUUUGCAUAGCCAGGAGUCUUCUCUUUUCCUUUCUCUCUACCUACUUUUUGCAUCAAGAGGAAUAUACACACCAAGACGUUUUGC
Molecule: messenger RNA, 2171 nt
Organism: Aaosphaeria arxii CBS 175.79
Lineage: Eukaryota; Fungi; Ascomycota; Dothideomycetes; Pleosporales
Product: cell division control protein Cdc6
Exons: 2
Coding region: 58-1992 (644 amino acids)
Biological process (GO): cell division; DNA replication initiation; mitotic DNA replication checkpoint signaling
Cellular component (GO): nucleus
Molecular function (GO): DNA replication origin binding; ATP hydrolysis activity
Source: RefSeq, a predicted model, not a curated record